GACAUGUCGUCCAUGUAGCACCGUCCUUGCGCCGGGAAAUUUCUUAAUUACGCGGCAUGCUCUGAAUCCGGCCCUCGGCACUCAACGCUCGACACGGCCAUUUUCUCAUCCACUGCGGCGGAGUAUAUUCGUCUCGAAAGGAAGUUGGCUUCUAUCUGACCACGUUUCAGGCGUCGGAACCGUCGUCAUUUGUGCUGGCACCGCCUCAUCAAAACAAGAGUUCGGCGGUGGAUAACUGCACUAACUUGUGAGAAUAGCUUUUGGGACUUUAACAGAAACAGAGUAAGAUUGUAGACACAAAAGAUUUCUAUGUAGGGUUUUCUUAAGGCUAGUUUCGCCAAGAACUCAUCGCUUUUUAUGAAUCUUCCUAAGCUCCACCCGCCGAAGAGAGCUAACCGAGUCGAAUUUUCAUUGGCAUUUUUGUUUAUUUUCAAUUUUGCGGAAAAUCGCAGUUCUUUGGCCAUUGUCGCUUUCACGUCUGCUCUGUUUCUGAAAACCUGUUUAUCACUCAUGAAAAGGAGUGAAUCGGUGAAGUAAAUCGAAUAUUAGGACCUGUGAAAUUGGCGAAUGAAUUUAUGCUGAAAAAAAGCAUUGAAUUGGUUGUUUAGUUCGUUGUUUUCGCGCCAUAUUUUAUCUCCGUGUGGAAGUUCAAUCUCCACAUGCUUCCAAGUCCAUGGUUUGCCAUUUUAAGGACUGAGAUUGUCUCGGCGUAAUUCUUGAUGGGGAUGAUCAAGCCCUUGCCAAAGUCUGUUCGUAGUUCUGUGCGUGCUGGCGUUAUACUCUAUGAUGCCACGAAGGUUGUGGAAGAGCUUGUUUAUAAUAGCUUGGAUGCUGGUGCGUCAAAGAUUUCAAUUUUCAUUGGCAUUGGGACAUCCUAUGUCAAAGUAGUGGACAAUGGAUCUGGUAUUACUCGGGAUGGGUUAGCCCUGCUAGGAGAAAGAUAUGCAACUUCGAAAUUCCAUGAUCUCAUAGACAUGGAUACCAAAGGCAAAACAUUUGGCUUUCGAGGAGAGGCAUUGGCUUCCAUUUCAGAUGUAUCGUUGGUGGAGAUCAUAACCAAAGCAUGUGGGAGGGCAAAUGGAUAUCGUAAAGUCAUAAAGGGUUGCAAGUGCCUGUAUCUUGGAAUUGAUGAUGAUAUGGAAGAUGUUGGUACUACAGUUAUUGUUCGAGAUCUAUUUUACAACCAACCAGUUCGAAGGAAGCAUAUGCAAUUCAGCCCCAAGAAGGUCUUGCAAGCAGUCAAGAAAUGUGUAGUCCGUACUUCCCUUGUGCAUUCUAAAGUUUCCUUCAAAAUUGUAGAUAGUGAAAGUGAGAGCAUCCUUCUUUACACGAAUCCCUCUCCUUCUCCUUUAUCACUUUUGAGAAGUGGCUUUGGCAGCGAGAUUUCCAGGUCUCUCCGUGAAUUAAAAAUCGGUGAUGGGGACUUAAAGCUUUCUGGUUAUAUAUGCAGUCCGUUUGAUACGUUUACUAUCAAGGCUGUUCAAUAUGUCUAUAUUAACAGACGAUUCAUUUGCAAGGGCCAAAUUCAUAAAUUACUUAAUCAACUGGCCAGUAGAUUUGUAAGCCUGAGUCCGCAGACUGAUCAAGUCUGUCACAGCAGGAAGAGAAGCAGGUUUCAAGCAAAUCCUGCUUAUAUUUUAAAUUUAGAUUGCCCUGGAUCUUUCUAUGACCUAACAUUUGAAUCAUCCAAGACCUUUGUUCAGUUUAAGGACUGGGCUUCAAUACUUACCUUCAUUGAAGAGACCAUUCAACAAUUUUGGAAAGAAAAAUAUAGUAGUGGAAAAUCUUUGGUCCAUACAACCCCCAUAGUUGGAGGAGAUCAGCUGUGGAAGGAUGAAGAUAACAUAAUAUCAACAAAUUCAGAUUUUCGUGAGGAUGUUAUACUUUUCCCUCCAGAGAGUAUUCGAUCUGUGAAAAAGAGCAGAAUGCGAAGCCCUCAGGCUUCCCUUAUUGAUUUGUUUUCUCCGUCAGCAAUGCUUACAAAAGAUGAUGACAUCUUGUCCAAUAGUUUGCAUGAAAAGAAGGCAUGUGAGAAUUCACACACAAGUUCAAGUGAAUUGAAUGACGUUCACCAACAAGCUAGGAUGCAAUUUGGUAACCAAGCCGCCGAUCAUUUCUCAGGAUUAUGGGGUACUCCCUUGGCAAAAUGCUCAACUACAGCUGUCCAAAAUGGUGACAGGCAUCCAUGGGUACCUGAUAACAUUUUUGUAUCUGAAGACUCCUUUCUGGAUAGAAGGCUGGCUUUUCCGAAGAGGUGUGAUGACAUUGUUGAGGACAAUAUCUUCAGUUCAGACUUGAAAGGUCAGUCUUCUGAAGUGUAUAUCGAUAUGAUCAAUGGGUCUGCUGAAAGUACACCAUCUUCUUACUUUCAUGAAUUUAGUUAUGAUGACAAUAUCUUCACAGGUAACAAACCCUCCCUUCGGGGAUGCACCUCAGGAAGCAGUUUUCAACUUGAGAGUACUUCCAUUCUUGGUGACAAACUGUACAUUCAAAAUGAUGUCAUCAAAAGAAUCCAAAAGCAGGGAAUCCCUGAUGAUGAAGUUGAUGUUCUAAAGCUUGACGGUUACAUCCAGGGUUCUGGUUUUUAUGCCGGAGACUCACUGCAUGCUGAGUUUGCUGAAGAAAAUAUAUACUCAUGUCAUUUGGACAAGCACGUGCAGAAGUUUUUCUCAAGUUAUCAGACUAGAAAUUCCCCAGAUGUUCACGUGACCCCAAAUCCCAGAUUAGCCUCAGAAUGGGAUGUUGAUUGCUUCAGUGUUAGGGAUGGGGUUGAAAGGAACUGGAGAUCUAGAGAUAGGACUCCCUUCAGGGAUUUGGUGGAUUGUGAGGAUAAGGGCUGCGGAUUUGAUUCUGAUAUCAUGUUGAGAAGUUCCAAAAAGAAUUACAUACCAAGCUGUAUAGAUAGUAAACUGAUAAUUGAUGAUGUUCUUGAUAUAAGAGAAGACCUUAGUACUUCCCUUGAAAAAUCUAAUAAUUUUGAACAUUCUUCUCCUGUGAGUCCUAAUAUGCACUCCUGUCAGAAGUAUCUUUCCAAUUGGAGAUUACCUGGAAGAGAUUGGGAAAAGGCUUAUGGAAGCUCAGAGCUUAAGUUUGGACAUAAAGCUUUUAAACAGAAGUACGUUUCUGUUGAAAGGCGUAGAAGAUGCAAAUCAGCUCCACCUUCUUACAAAAGAAAAACUAGUUUCUAUUGCCUGUACCAAAGAAAGGAAGAAAAGCAUAAUGCCGCGGGUUUCUAUGGCCUUGACCAAAGAAAAACUGAUAAGUUUAAUGCCACAAAUUUCUAUUGCAUGGACCAAGGGAAAGAUGAAAAGCUUAGGGCAUCGGCCUUCCUUGACAGCCCACCUCAUUUAGAACUAGGUCAGCUGAGAGAUUCCAAACAUUUCUCUGGUACUAAUAAUCUUUAUAUUAACCCAAGUCCUCUUGAUGACUUAUCGAUGGGAACUAGAACAGAUAUGACAAAGAUGCCUACUAUUACGGGAAAUAAUAAAGAGAAACAAGAAGGAAAAGUUUCCAAGCAGUUCCAAUCCGAUGUUAAAGUUACUGCAUCUGCUUUAGAAUUAUGCUCAAAGGAAACUCAAGAGUCAUAUUUAUGGAUCAAAUGGAAAAAUUGCUGUCCGACUACAAGAAAUGAUGGGCCACGUGCUUUUGAAGAUGAAGUUAGUAUACUUGAUAUCUCUUCAGGAUUCCUAUCUCUUGCCAGAAAUUCCUUAGUUCCCAAAUCCAUCGAUAAGAAUUUCCUUGAAGAUGCCAAAGUUCUUCUACAGCUUGAUAAGAAAUUCAUUCCAGUUGUUUCUGGUGGAAUACUGGCUGUUAUUGAUCAGCAUGCUGCAGAUGAAAGAAUCCGACUUGAAGAUCUUCGUCAAAAGUUGUUGUCUGGUGAAGCAAAGACAAUAGCCUAUCUGGAGGAUGAACAUGAACUGGUGCUGCCUGAAAUUGGGUACCAGUUGUUGUACAACUAUAGUGAUCAGGUUAAAGAGUGGGGUUGGAUCUGUAAUAUUCAUGCUCAAGAUUCAAAAUGCUUCCAAAGGAAUUUGAAUAUCCUAUACAAGCAGGAAACGGUCAUCACGCUAAUGGCAGUACCUUGCAUACUAGGUGUUAAUUUAUCUGAUGCAGAUCUACUGGAGUUUCUUGAUCAGCUUGCUGAUACAGAUGGCUCAUCAACAAUGCCGCCAUCCGUGCUUCGAGUUCUUAAUUCAAAGGCCUGCAGAGGUGCAAUUAUGUUUGGAGACUCUUUGUUACCUUCAGAGUGUUCCCUUAUUGUUGAAGAACUGAAGCAGACUUCUCUGUGUUUCCAAUGCGCCCAUGGACGACCAACUACAGUACCUCUCGUGAACUUGGAGGCAUUGCACAAGCAGAUAAGGGAGAUGGAAAUAUUAGAUAAAAAUGGUUUGAAUGGAACGUGGCAUGGGCUGCGACGACAUGAGCUGAGCAUUGAACGGAUGUUGCAGCACGUAGGUUCAGCCUAAGGUUCAUAGUGCUGAUGGUAAAUGCUGCCUUUCCAUCAAGGAGAAUAAUUGAGAAUAAUGUAUACAACUAGUCUGAUGAUUUGUGAAAAAGAGCAAUGUUUCUGUAGUUUAGUUUUCCUUGGAAUUUUGGUUGCAACUCUUCUUACAAACAGUUGUCUGCCCUCUAGCUGCAUAAAUCCUUAAAUGACUUCUUUUUUUCUCUUGUAAAUUGGUCAUUGGAAUAAUGAAACCCCUCCCUAUUGUUACA
Molecule: messenger RNA, 4713 nt
Organism: Cucurbita maxima (winter squash)
Lineage: Eukaryota; Viridiplantae; Streptophyta; Magnoliopsida; Cucurbitales; Cucurbitaceae
Product: DNA mismatch repair protein MLH3
Exons: 27
Coding region: 720-4466 (1248 amino acids)
Biological process (GO): mismatch repair
Cellular component (GO): mismatch repair complex
Molecular function (GO): ATP-dependent DNA damage sensor activity; ATP hydrolysis activity; mismatched DNA binding
Source: RefSeq, a predicted model, not a curated record